Gamsiella multidivaricata is the source of this 1926-nucleotide messenger RNA. RefSeq lists its product as uncharacterized. The record is from RefSeq and is a predicted model, not a curated record. The transcript is spliced from 8 exons. Gene Ontology annotation, molecular function: FAD binding. The coding region runs from base 143 to 1654 and encodes 503 amino acids. Lineage: Eukaryota; Fungi; Mortierellomycota; Mortierellomycetes; Mortierellales; Mortierellaceae.
CCUCAUCCUCCUCUUCCUCCUCAUCUUCCUCCUCAUCCCAUCCUCCAUCUCCCCAUCUGCCUCUCUGCCUCUCUGCCUCUCGCUUUCAUAUUUAUCCCCUCUCCAGUUUCAAACGACUCCCCUGCAGAAAAAACUCCCCGAGAUGUCUUCUUCCACACUGCCCCUCGAAAACCCCAAGCCCGUGGUCAUGAUCGCCGGAGGCGGUCUUGGUGGUCUGAUGCUUGGCAUCCUGCUCGAGCGCAGCAAUGUCCCUUACCACAUCUUUGAGCGCGCAAGCGAGAUCAAGUCGCUUGGUGCCGCCAUGUCUCUCUCCGUCAACAUCUUGCCUGUCUUUGAGCAACUUGGCCUGUUCGACGAGCUGCUCACGUUCUCGCGUUGGUUCAACAACGCCACCAUCUACGAAAGCAACCUGGAUAUCAUCGGUCAUGUUCGUUGGAAGGAGCAGAAGGCAGUCUGCGGUUACGACAAGAUCGUCUUUGCGCGCCCACGCCUGCACGACCUUCUGUUGCGCCAGAUUCCCGCCAACAAGAUCACAUUCGGUAAACGCAUUCUCAGGACUGAGGAGAAGGACGACAAGGUUCUCAUCCACUGCUCCGAUAACUCGACCUACGCAGGCGACAUCCUCGUCGGUGCCGACGGCGCCUACAGCUCUGUCCGUCAGUCGCUAUAUAAGCAGUUGCUCAAUAAGGGCCUUCUGCCCAAAUCCGACCAGGAGAACUUGGAGCUCGGAUACAACUGCAUGGUCGGUGUCACAGAUCCCUUAGACCCCGAGCGGUUCACGCAACUCAAGGACGAGUUCACGCAUUUCACUGCCAUCUUGGGAAAGGACCGAAUCAGCUGGGGAGUUUCCAGUGUCACUGAUAACCAGAUCUGCUGGAUCCUGUUGAUUCAGUUCAAGAACGCAGAUGAAGCGGCUGAGCAACGAUUCAGGAACUCUGAGUGGGGUCCCGAGUCCACCGAUGCGAUGGUCAAGGAGUUCCGCGAAUGCUUGAAUCCUUAUGGCGGAACCAUGGGUGAGAUGAUCGAUGCCACGCCCAAGGAGCGUCGGUCGAAGGUCUUUUUGGAGGAGAAGCUGUUCGAGACCUGGUUCCACGGACGCACCGUCCUGAUUGGUGAUGCCGCUCACAAGAUGAUCCCCGCUGCUGGACAAGGCGCCAUCAACGCUAUGCAGGACGCCGUGAUCCUUGCCAACACCUUGUAUGACAUGCCUGACACCAGCACGGAGAGUAUUACCGCAGCGUUCCAGGACUAUUACGACCAGCGCUUCGAGCACGCAAAGAUGCAGGUCGAGAUCAGUAAAGCUAUGGGCAAAAUCCUUGCUGGCCAGUCUUUGACUGAGAGGUUCCUCCGCAAGGUCCUCCUGAACUACGUACCCGACUGGCUAAAUAACAAGAAUAACAUCAAGACCGCCUGUUAUCGCCCUCAGAUUACUUGGCUACCAUUCUCGCCCAACCGCGGCACAGGUCACAUUUUGCCUCAGAAGCCCUCUAAGCGGUACCAAGAACAGCAGGCCCGUGGUUAUGUCAGUCCAGCCAACGCUACUACGACAGCUACGCAUCCAGCAAUGACGGGAGUUGAGAUGGCCGCUGAAAACGUUGCAGAGAACAUGGAUGUGGCGAAUACAGUUGCCCCUGCGACUGGAGCGGUCGUCUAGAUGCAAAUGGCAGGAUGGCAUUUCACCGCCCAGAAUAUCCUCGCAUUACGAUGAUUGUAAACAAUUCAUGUUAAAAGAUCUAUCGGAUGGACAAGACAGGCGAACAAACCAGUUCGAAAUGGAAAGACCGACAUCUAUUACAUAUUACAUAUUACAUAUGCAGACAUUUCCUUUAUAUAUUAUAAUAAACAUGCCGAGCACUAGCGAUGCCAACUUAAACAUGCGGUCUGUUUGAUCGCGACCUACGGUCAACGGAUCUCUUGUUUGCGGAU